Molecule: messenger RNA, 2131 nt
Organism: Paramacrobiotus metropolitanus
Lineage: Eukaryota; Metazoa; Tardigrada; Eutardigrada; Parachela; Macrobiotidae
Product: zinc finger protein 835-like
Exons: 4
Coding region: 308-1588 (426 amino acids)
Cellular component (GO): nucleus
Source: RefSeq, a predicted model, not a curated record
UGAGAUUGCCAUAGGCUGAUAGACAGCAAACAUCUGAAUAUCGAGGUACUUACUUUGAUUAAUUUUUCGUUUCCAACCCCUGUAGUACAUAUAUAUAUUUAUUCUCUGCUCGCCAGACCUUACUUAAAUUUUGCUAGUCAACACAAACAGAUCCACUUCCACAUGAUACAUUUUCCUGAAGGCUCACUUUGUCCGUUCAUAUAUGAUUGUGUAGCAGCAAUUUCACUGAGCACUCUCUCGAUACGUACGCCGCCCUGUAAACUCCGUUUAUGUUUAUUAGCAUUACGCUGCAUGCAGGACAAUUACGAUGUGUGCCAUGUUUUCUGGACAACAAAAUCCGCUGCAGGUCGCAGAUGACAACCGUGUGUUACUGGGUAGCUGGGCAAACAAAACGCAGGUCUUUGUACCGAUAAGUGCAGCGGAUGUUAAGCAGGAACCCGGAACCUGCAACUGGCAGUACCGACAAGCUGCAGAAAAAGUGCAAUGCAACACGUGCUCCAAAUUAUAUGCCAGCAAAAAGAGCCUAAAGAUACACAACCGCAUCCACACUGGUUACAAACCAUAUGCUUGCCCAAUAUGUCCCAAGCGUUUCACACAAACCAACGUCCUGAAAGCACACAUCAAUUACCACACCGGACGUCGCGACUGGUUAUGCAAAAUCUGUGGCAAGGCCUUCACUCAGUCGGCACAUUUGCGAACUCACGAAAAGACCCAUUCGAAUCGCAAGGAUUACCAAUGCCCGUAUUGCCAACACAAUUUCAGCUGCAAAGGUGUACGCGACCGGCACAUCCGUCAGCAUACGGGAGAAAAGCCUUACAAAUGCUUGCUCUGUGAGAAACGAUUCACGCGCGGUGAGUCACUGAAAUUUCACGAGAACGCCCAUCAGGGCAUCCGACCGUACAGCUGCCCACACGAACACUGCCGGAAGACGUUCACCAAACAGUCCAGCCUGAAGCGCCACAUCCGCUCCGCACACAGCGGACUGGCAUCCAGCUUCCGCGUCCGUUCGGCCAAAUUCAGCUCACCACUCGCUCACGUAUCCGGCUGUUCGGCUAUCUUCCCGACAACAGUGGCUUCGCCCAGCGCCAACAGUGACUGUGUAUCAACAACCGGCUCAUCCACGGCGGGCCCGGACAGUCCAUUUGUCAUUAAGAUGGAGGAACUCGACGAGGACGACACCGAAGACCAGCUGCUGCAGAACAUGAUCCAAAGUCUGAGUGCCGCUGAACUGGAUCGCCUGGAUCAGUAUUUGGGUUUAAGCAGCACUGAUGCCUCGCUGGAGUCAUUUUUGAAUGGAAGUGGUGGAGAAGUGUUUGAUAGUUUUGUAAAAAUGGAAGUGGAUGCUAACGAUGUAGCUCGUCCAGGCACUGCUUACCCAACACAGAAUUACAACGGGCCUGCUUACAGCGGGCAUUAUGGGAUGAAUAUGUGGGAUCCGGUGGACUGGGAGAUGCCGGAGCACAAGGUUUUUGAUCGACCAUGUAUGUCGGGUUGCGAUUACGACAGAAAAUUCCCGUUAUAUCAAAUGAGCGGAAGUUCAGUGUAUUGCCCCGGUCCACACAACUUACCGUAUUCCACUGGUUUUUAAAACCAUCAGUUGUGCUUCAACUUUAGCCAUUGGAAUCAUUAUAUAUCAUAUCGCGCUUCACAUCGAAUCACAUGACAUGGUUUUUGUACAGAUAGCGGGACGGUUGCAGUAUGGUCGGUGUGUAAACUCAUGAGGAGGAGAUUCGCGAAAGCUCAGAAGGUCAGGAAGCCACAAGGCUUCCCUUUGGAUUGUUGGAUUGUGAUAUUGCUGGAUCUUCAUUUGUUUUGUACGAUAAGCUUUUAACAAGUUUCGUCUUGGCUGUGCACAGCUUGUUAUUCGUUAUACAUGUUCGUAUUUCUGCAUUCCUGUAAUUAGUGGGAUCGUGGUUUGAGUAGUAGUUCUAUAAGUACUUUUUUUGUUUGCCUGUAGAAGUAUUAAUCGUAAAUUGAAAUUGUUGCUUUUGUAACGAUUUUUCGACUUUUCGUCACUGCCGUGUUUCAAGUUUUUCGUUAUCCAAUCAGGCAAUCAUUAGGUAAGGUUACAGCCGCACACAUUGUGCGUUUAUGUUCACAGUGUUACGUUUCAAUAAAAUAGGUAUUUGAA